Molecule: messenger RNA, 1857 nt
Organism: Necator americanus (New World hookworm)
Lineage: Eukaryota; Metazoa; Nematoda; Chromadorea; Rhabditida; Ancylostomatidae
Exons: 16
Coding region: 1-1857 (618 amino acids)
Molecular function (GO): N-acetyltransferase activity
Source: RefSeq, a predicted model, not a curated record
AUGAACUCGGCAAUGGUUGUCCGUAGGGAUCCGUUCAGAACCGCAAAUUUCUUGAUGGGGAUCUGUCGGGGUAUUUUUGGUCAGCAAAUAAGAUGUCACUUUUCGAAGAUAAUAAAAUCCGCAUGCAAAGCUGAAGGACUGUGUAUGAGAAGGCCGUGUGGAAACGCUUUCUUCCAGAUACGUGGCCUAAAAAUACGUGAACUUUGGCAGCAAAUAAUGCAUAAGUUUACAUCAACGCUGAACCAAUAUCGAACUGAAGUAGCCACACAGAAACAUGCGAAUGAUAUUCACGGAUUCAUGCUGGCCGAAUACGUUGUGAAUGAACCUAUUGCGAAUUCGCUCGGUGUAACUAGAUACGACGUUGAGGAUUUGUUUGAUGACAUGGCUAAAGAUGGAUACUCAAACGAAAAAUUUUCUACUGUUGUUUAUGAUCAGGACAGACUGGUCGCUAUAUGUUUAUGUCGGGUCGAAACAUAUAAAAACAACGAAGAAACAGUUCAACAAGAAAUAGAUGUUGACAAUCACGAUUUUGCUGAAGAAAUUUUCAAUGGUCCCUACAGACAGCGGAAUGCUAAUCAAUUAUUUACCUUUCUCAAAACAUUAGAACACAGAGAAAAGCAACUACUCGGAACCGGUGUCAAAGUGUUUAAGAUCAACGCUUUAUGCGUUCAUUCAAGCUAUAGAGGCCGAGGUAUAGCUAAAGCGCUCACACGCAAAGCGAUAGAAUUAGCACGAUCAGAAGGUUGUGACUGGGUGGCAUCAGCAGUAACCUCGUUUCAAUCGGAAGAAAUUCUCAGGAAAAUGCAAUUCCAAACGCUCUACGAAAUUCCGUUCGAAAUAUUUCGUGAGUACGGUCAACCAGUGUUCAACCAUCUCCCGGAUUUCGGCGAUAACCUUCUUUCGUAUUCAUUAUUAUUAUUAUUAUUAUUAUUAUUAUUAUUAUUAUUAUUAUUAUUAUUAUUAUUAUUAUUAUUAUUAUUAUUAUUAUUAUUAUUAUUAUUAUUAUUAUUAUUAUUAUUAUUAUUAUUAUUAUUAUUAUUAUUAUUAUCAUUAUUAUUAUUAUUAUUAUUAUUAUUAUUAUUAUUAUUAUUAUUAUUACCAUAUCAGUGCGGUAUUAUUAUCCUUAUGGAGUUUUUCACGUCAAUUAAGAUCGUCCACGACGAUAUGACAACUAAGCUGACCUUCGAGAUCGCUACACGGAAGCAUGCGGAUGAUAUUGAGAGGUUUUUAACCUCGGAAUUCGGUACAACCGAGCCAAUGGCACAUGCGUUAAGGCCAACAAAUGAAGACGUAGUCGAUUUGUUUCACAAGGUUUCUGAAGACGGAUGCUCUCAUGAAAAAUACUCUACGGUCGUAUACGACGAUAAGCGGUUAGUCGCCAUAUGUUUAUGCUCAAUCAAGAAGCCUGAAACUGUCAUCGCACCACUCCCUGCAGAAAUUGACGUUGAGCAUCAUGACUUUGCCGAAGACAUUCUCAAAGGACCCUUUAAACAGCACAAAGCAAAUCAAAUUAUCACCUUUGUGAGCACAUUGGAGCAUCGGCAAAAGCGAUUACUUGGAACGAACAGUAAAGUGUUCAAACUCGACAUAUUAUGUGUUCAUAGAGAGUACAGAGGACGUGGAUUAGGUAAAGAACUCACGAAAAGAGCGAUUGAAACUGCCCGAGCUGCCGGUUGUGAUUGGGUGGCAACAGCGGCCACCGCGUGUGCAUCGCAGGGAAUUUUCUCCGGAAUGGGCUUUCAAGUGUACUACGAAAUCCCAUAUUCUACAUUCCGUGAGAAUGGAAAUAUCCUAUUCCAUGAUCUUCACGAUGGCUGUCAGAGUGGGAAAUUUAUGGCGUUACGGCUGAACAGUUGA